Morchella sextelata is the source of this 1023-nucleotide messenger RNA. RefSeq lists its product as uncharacterized. Gene Ontology annotation, cellular component: cytoplasm. NCBI's taxonomy places the organism in Eukaryota, Fungi, Ascomycota, Pezizomycetes, Pezizales, Morchellaceae. Bases 1 to 1023 code for a protein of 340 amino acids. Gene Ontology annotation, molecular function: protein binding. The record is from RefSeq and is a predicted model, not a curated record. The transcript has 5 exons.
AUGGCCGACCCGCUUUCUAUCGGUGCUUCAGUAGUUGGAUUGAUAUCGACAGCUACGCAGGUUUCAUUAGUUAUGCUUGACUUCAUUGAUAACGUUAAGGAUAUCGAUGCACCAAUUUUGGCUCGGCAUGUUAUGAGUGAGGUUUACGCCAUCAAGGUCGCAAUAUCCACUCUUCAGGGAUAUCUCUGGGGUGAGACGAGUACCACUGGCUCGCAAGAAUCCAUGAUCCUCGUGGAGCACUUAGCUGUCGUCUUGACUGGAUGUGUGUUUACCUUCGUCGAACUUGAGAAGGAGGCUAGCGCUCUGAAAUCAAGUUACAAUAUGAAGAUAUUAGAACGGGCGAAAUGGGCACAUAUACUACAAAGUCAAAACAAUGCACAAGCCGAACAAAAUUCGGGCAAGCUCUGCGUAUCCGUCAAUGAGAUAUUGAACACCCAGAAGGACAUCCUCAAGCGGCUCGAAAGAUUGGAAAUAGGAAUGGACGCAGUAGGAUCAGAUCCAGUAGCCGGAGGAGAUGAUCUAGAUACAACAGACAACCCUAGCAAAUGGGUAGCAUUGCACAUAGCGGCAGAACGUGGGCACGAAAGUGUAGUCCGAUUAUUACUCGAUAACGGGGCAAACACGUCAGCAGUUACAAAGCCUAAUGGAUGGACGCCUUUGCACCUAGCAGCAAAAAAUGGACGAAAGGAUGUGGUUCAACUUCUACUCCGUAAAGGGGCAGAUAUCUCAACAGUAACGAACGAUGAUCAGCUCACGGCGUUAGACUUAGCAUUUGUAUAUGGAUAUGAUGAUAUUGCCAAUAUGCUAUCAUCUAAACCCAAGGAAGACGUACUAUCGAAUCGAGACUGGACUAGAACUGCUGUCUACAAGGAGUUUAUGAAUAUUCCUAAAGAUUAUGUCGGGCCAACCAUUUACUACGGAACCCAAUCGAGUUCUCUUGGAAAGCACCCUCCAGCAGAUGGAAAGUUUCCUGUAGAUAUGAGUAACUGGGCAGCGACCCACGGUGCUUCUUCAUUAUCGUGA